This is a messenger RNA of Raphanus sativus (radish), 4546 nucleotides long. RefSeq names its product probable LRR receptor-like serine/threonine-protein kinase At1g74360. The record is from RefSeq and is a predicted model, not a curated record. The coding region runs from base 1717 to 4020 and encodes 767 amino acids. Gene Ontology annotation, molecular function: protein binding. The transcript has 2 exons. Lineage: Eukaryota; Viridiplantae; Streptophyta; Magnoliopsida; Brassicales; Brassicaceae.
UGGUUCGGUUUAAUUUCGGUUUGGUUGGUUCGGUUCGGUUCGGGUUUUUUGCCCAUCCCUAGGUAAAACAGAUACAACCUGAGUUAUUCGAAGGGAAACCUUGAAUGCAAGCGAGCAAGGCUUAAUAUACAGAGACACUAUAUAAAAGAGUGAUAUCAAAAAGACUGAGCAAGAAAAGAAAUGAAUUUGAGUAGUAGAGAAAAUGUGUUUUCUUUUCUUUCUGCGUGUAGACUAAUAAGAGGACAAAUAUAAAUGAUGGAGAAAGGUAGUUAUCUAGAGAUUGAUGGUAACGGUGAUAGUGGAGAUGUUGGGGAGAGAUGGAUGAGCAAGUGUUGUGAUCGUGUUUGCCUUUUAUUUUAUUUUUCUAUUUUGUUUUUGUUGUUUUAUAGAUAAUUUUUAAUUUUAUUUUAUAAAAGAAAAUAAUUACCACUUGUCAAAAUAUUAUUGGUAUAGUGACUUGUGCUUUAUUAUAUAGGGAUUAUUUCUCUGAAAUAAUCGGUUUCAAAUCAAUUAUAAUAAAAUAAAUAGCUAAAGACGUUAUAAAAAAAUAGCUAAAAUAACUAAUCAUUCACGUUAUUUUCCUUUAUUUAAAUUUAUUCGUCUAGACGAAUUUAGUAUGGACUUAUUCUGCAAAAGUCCAGACUAAAAUUGAAUUCCCUACAAAACACAGAUAUGAUUCAUAUAUGGGUGGAAAUCUACUAGAACUUUGCGGAUUAGAUCUCUCCCAGAAUGAAUUCAGCGGUGAGAUAGAUCCCAGUAGAGAUUGGAGGUCUUCUAGAAUUGCAUGCUCUCAAUCUCUCUCAUAACUAUUUAUCAGGGGUAAUACCAAGAAAAUUUUCAGGUCUAAAGAAUGUAGAAAGCCUUGAUCUUUCUUUCAACAGAUUACGAGCUGAGCAGCCUCGCGGUCUUUAAUCUCUCAUACAACAACUUAUCAGGAGUCAUUCCACAUGGAAAACAGUUUAAUACUUUUGAUACAAAAAGCUACUUAGGUAGUCCUUUUCUCUGCUGACAGCCAACCAACAAAAUCUGCAACAUUAAUAACGUUCAAGAACCAGAUAACGAAGUGGAACCUGAUGAAUACACAAUCGACAUGGUAUCCUUCUACUGGGGUUUAACUGCAGCUUAUGUGACAAUACUUAUUGGAGUACUUGCAUCUCUCUCUUUUGAUUCUCCUUGGAGCAGAGCCUGGUUCAACAUCGUUGAUGCUUUCGUGCUAGGAUUCAGGGCUUCUUUUUUUUUUUUUUUUUUUUUUUUUGCUGUAGGACAAACGGAAGCGUUUGCGUUUUGGUGGUAACAUGACGUGGCAGAUAAAUUCACAUCAACAUUACCACAUAAUCUUUUUUUGUUUUUUUUUUGUUUUUGGUAAAGAUUUACUAUUUUCGUUGUCAUAAUUUAGAUAAGCCUGUGGACCUGUGGUGAUGGUAAAGGUUAGCUGUUUGGUUACUUAUUUGCUACUAAGCCUUUUCCUAUAAUGAUAAAUGGUCUUUGAUUAAAAGUUGAAGAUGCUGACAACGCCCUACAUUUCAAAGGAUUGUGAGUAAUUUUCUACAAAGAUCUCAAACAACUCAAAGUAAACGAUGUUGAUUCGUCAAGCCCCACGACUAUAAUAAAAUGAGACUUGGACUUUGUAAAAUAUAUAAUUGUUUCUUUUUGAUUGUGGUUGUGGUUGUUUAUACGGAAAACUUGAAUACCAACUUAAACUAGAAGCCUGGGAUUAUGGCAGAUGCUGAUUCUAAAUCACUUAGCUUGGUCUCUUUCUUACUCUUUAUUUUGGUCACCGCCACAGCAGUGACCGGAGAUUCUCUGAACAGUGAUAGCCAAGUCUUAUUGGGCUUUAAAUCUCACCUUGAAUCUUUGAACCCAACAGAACGAGGAAAGUACAAUGAAUGGGAAACAGAGAAGCAAGAUGUGUGUCAAUGGCCUGGGAUCACAUGUAACCCUGAGGGAAGUAGAGUCACAGGGAUCAAUCUAAGGGAUUCCACCAUCUCAGGUCCUUUAUUCGGCAACUUCUCUGCUUUAACGCAGCUCACAUUUCUCGAUUUAUCGAGCAACACGAUCGAAGGGUCGAUUCCAGAUGACCUUAGCCGUUGCCUCAACUUAAAGCAUCUGAAUCUUUCUCAUAACAUCAUUGGAGGAGAGCUUAGCUUAUCCGGGCUAUUGAAUCUUGAGGUUCUUGAUCUGUCAGUGAAUAGAAUUACUGGUAAUGUUCACUCUAGCUUCCCAUUGUUAUGCAACAGCUUGGUUGUUGCAAAUAUAUCGACCAAUAACUUUAGUGGCAGAAUAGAUGACAUCUUCACUGAGUGUAUGUAUCUGAAGUAUGUCGACUUCAGAUACAAUAGAUUCAGUGGAGAGAUAUGGGGUGGUUUUAGAAGGCUGGUCAAGUUUUCAGUCUCUGGGAACCGUCUCUCCGGGAAGAUCACAGCUACAAUGUUCAGAGGGAACUGCAGUUUGCAAGUGUUGGAUCUGUCUGCCAACGGUUUUUUCGGGGAGUUUCCAGGCCAAGUUUCGAAUUGCCGUAACCUGAAUAUAUUGGACCUGUGGGGAAACAACUUCAGAGGAAACAUUCCAGGUGAGAUAGGAUCCAUAUCAUCUCUCAGAGGUUUGUACUUUGGGAAGAAUGAGUUUUCUCGAGACAUACCGGAAACUCUCCUGAACUUGAGAAACUUGGUGUUUCUUGACUUGAGCAGAAACAACUUUGGAGGAGAGCUACAAGAAAUAUUCGGGAGGUUCACUCGAGUAGAGUAUCUAGUUCUGCAUGGGAACUCAUACGUUGGAGGUAUCUAUUCUUCUAACAUCCUCACGUUACCUAAUCUUUCUCGGCUAGAUCUUAGCUACAACAACUUCUCAGGCAGGUUGCCUGCUGAAGUCUCCCGGAGUUUGAUGUUCUUGGUUCUUGCUUAUAAUAACUUCAGCGGCGAUAUACCGAGCGAGUAUGGGAACCUCCAAGGGCUUCAAGCACUUGAUCUCUCGUUCAACAGCCUGACCGGUUCAAUACCAGCUUCUUUGGGAAAGUUGACGUCUCUCUUGUGGCUCAUGCUUGCAAACAACUCUCUGUCAGGAGAGAUCCCUCCCGAGAUUGGAAACUGCACGAGUCUGUUGUGGUUUAACGUGGCGAACAACCAGCUCUCUGGUGGAUUCCAUCCUGAGCUGACUAAAAUGGGUAGCAAUCCUUUUCCGACGUUUGAAGUGAACAGGCGGAACAUGGACAACACGAUCUCUGCUUCCGGUGAAUGCUUGGUGAUGAGGAGAUGGAUUCCCGCGGAGUUCCCUCCUUUCAAGUUUGUGUACGCAACUUUUACAAACAAGAGUUGCAGAACCUUGUGGAACCAUGUUCUCAAAGGGAAAUGCAUAUUUACUGUGUGCACUGCUGGUUCUGUUGUGGGGCCCCUUGAUAUUUCAGGGUAUCUUCAGCUCAGUGGGAACAAGCUGUCCGGUGAGGUUCCUGCUAAUAUAUCUCAGAUGAAGAAGUUGAGUAUGAUUCAUUUGGGGUUCAAUGAGUUCGAAGGGAAACUGCCUGUAGAGAUUGGACUGUUAUUGCCUUUGGCGUUUCUUAACCUGACAAGAAACAAGUUCUCAGGCCAGAUUCCUCGAGAAAUCGGAAAUUUAAGAAGUCUGCAGAAUCUUGAUCUGUCUUACAACAACUUCUCAGGGAACUUUCCAACGAGUUUGAAUGAGUUGAGUGAGAUGAGUAAGUUCAACAUCUCGUAUAACCCUCUCGUUACCGGUGUGAUACCAUCGACGGGACAACUUGCAACCUUCGAAAUAGACUCAUUCCUUGGGAAUCCUCUAAUGCAGUUUCCUAGUUUCUUCAACAAAUCAGGGAACAACAAUUCGAGCUUAGUAGAACGUGGUAAUAGAAGAGAAGAAGAAGAAGAAGAAGAUGAUGAUGAUGGAGCUGCUAUUGACAUGUUGGCCUUCUAUUGGAGUACUGUUUCAUUUUAUGUCGUUGCGUUGAUAGGCAUUCUUGUACUCAUCUACUUUGAUUAUCCUUGGUGUCGAGCAUGGCUCUCUGCCUUGUAGAUGAUCUCAUGGCAUCUUUUUGAAAAGUAAGCUGUCUUAAAAUCGUUUCAGCUCUGUGUUUCUGUAAGUACAUGCUUUUGGAUUCAACAUAGAACUUGAAGAUCUUUUUGUUUAGUUAAGGUUUAAAAAGCUGCUACCCUUUUGCCAAGAGAAGGUUGAGAAUCGUCUAUGUUUCAUUUAACCUAGUGGCUUGUUUGAACGUUCUUAAAAGCAAAGAUGGGACGAAUCUUAGUUCACAAUUCAGAUUCUGCAUUCAUUUGCUGUUAUAUUUGUGCCCUGCUGCAAUUACAUAAGAUGGCCACCACACUCCCUUCCAACGUGAAUGGCCUUUAUCUCUAACUGCUGUGUGUGUGUGUUCAAACUGGUUGUUCCGAAGAUGUUUCUGUCCACAACAUGAAUGAUUCAGCAGAGAGACAGAACUUGCCUGAUCAUCGGCGUUACAGACAAGAAACAGUUAACUGUCUUUUUUUUUACAUUUCAUAGAAAUAUCGUGUAUUUACAAAAACGUAUAGUUAUUAGUGUAAAU